This is a messenger RNA of Coccomyxa subellipsoidea C-169, 414 nucleotides long. RefSeq lists its product as hypothetical. Gene Ontology annotation, cellular component: membrane. Gene Ontology annotation, molecular function: ceramide glucosyltransferase activity. Gene Ontology annotation, biological process: glucosylceramide biosynthetic process. NCBI's taxonomy places the organism in Eukaryota, Viridiplantae, Chlorophyta, Trebouxiophyceae, Coccomyxaceae. Bases 1 to 414 code for a protein of 137 amino acids. The record is from RefSeq and is a predicted model, not a curated record. The transcript is spliced from 4 exons.
AUGGCUCAGCGCGCAAAUCCCAAACACAAGUGGAUCCUUUGCCUUGAUGACGACGUGCUGCUCCAUCCCACCACACUGAAUGACUUAGUCGCCGCUGCUGAGGCAGAUCCCACGAGCUUCAUGGUGACAGGGUACCCCUUUGACGUGCCAGAGGCAGGAGCCAGCCUGCUGACCUACUGCUGCCUGGUAUACCAUCUGCCGCUGGUCAUUGCAUUCUCUGUGCGCCAGCGCACCAGCUUUGUGUGGGGCGGCUGCAUGCUGCUCCCCCUGGCUGACCUGCGCUCAGACGCCAAUGGCAUCAUGCACUCCUGGAGUCAGGGUGGGUACUCAGAUGACCUCACAGUAGCAUCGGUGUGCAGCGAGCGUGGUCUUCAAAUACUGUGCCCUUCCUUUGCCAUCUUUCCCCAGUGGUGA